AUGAAGCGGGCCGCAUGGGGGCGAGGCGCGUGCCGCGGGAGGAGGGGUUGGGCGCCCGGCUGUGGAGCGAGCACUUGCGAGGCGAGCGCUGCCAGACGGCGCGUCGCGUCGACGCGUGUGGCGGCGCGCGCCUGUAGCUCGCGCGUGUGGUUAGUGGGCCGCUCGGUGCACGAGCCCCGAACUCGUCAGGCUUGCGAAAAUGAAGGCGAGGUGGUGCCACCGCACCUCAUCAACAUCCAGGACAUCAAUUGCUUCACCUGCAUGUGUCAGCCGCCUGUUUCCGAGGCUCCGCCCGACGACGCGGCGGAGGUGGCGGCUGCGAUGGCGAUGGCGAUGGUGAUGUCGGCGGCUGUGGCGCCCGCGGCCAUCGCACAAAGAGCACUAGGAAGCGGCUGCAAGCGACGUGUUCCGCCCGCGCGCGGAGCGGAUUCCGUGGGCCGCCGCCGCCGCGGCCGCGCGCGCCGCGACGAGGAGGCUCUGGCGGAAGUGCGGGCGCCGUGA
Messenger RNA from Gryllus bimaculatus (two-spotted cricket), 501 nucleotides. NCBI's taxonomy places the organism in Eukaryota, Metazoa, Arthropoda, Insecta, Orthoptera, Gryllidae. The record is from the annotation of a GenBank genome assembly.